Molecule: messenger RNA, 911 nt
Organism: Nilaparvata lugens (brown planthopper)
Lineage: Eukaryota; Metazoa; Arthropoda; Insecta; Hemiptera; Delphacidae
Gene: mRpL50
Exons: 5
Coding region: 186-863 (225 amino acids)
Cellular component (GO): mitochondrion; mitochondrial large ribosomal subunit
Source: RefSeq, a predicted model, not a curated record
CAGUGCAAAGAAGUUUGUGUGACAAUCCUCCAAACUGGCACCGUUGGUUUGGUGAUUCGGAUGCGUCAUGCUGUAUCCAUGAUUAAAGGUAUCCUUUGAAGCACUAUUCACUCAAUUUUACUAACUAAAAACCACUAAAUAUUAGAUGUUAUUAUAGACUCAUUGCGGAGAGUUUUCACCUUUCAAUGGCGGCUGUAAAAUGGCGGAUGGAUAGGACAACAAGCGCAGACCCACCGCGCGCAUCCCAUUGGUCAAUAUCGAUCACGUGGUAUGAAGCAAUAACUGUCAUGGCAGCUCUCAUAAAGCAUGUGUUGUCAAAAACAUUUUCUCGCAGUUAUUCAUCAUCAAAUGUUCCUGGGGCCAAAUUGAGAUCUGCAGUUUCAAAAAUAUCUGCUCGAGGGUUCCUGCGCAAUUUGAAAGAAUACAUACCACCUGACCAUGUUAACAGCAGGGUAACUGCUAUUUGUGAACGGAUUCUCGGAAAGGAAAAUGCAAUAUCACCCAAAUACAAACUGACAGAUCCAAACAUUCGUUAUACACUCUUCACAGAAUGUUUCAAUGAGUUUAAGCAUGGAAUUCCCAAUUCAUUGCUGUUCAAAAUAGUUACUUUGGAUGAUCUACGCGCUUUUUAUGAGACACCAGUAGACACGACUGCACCCUACGAUGCCUUGAAAAAGAGAACCGAUCUGCCUGAGAACCUCUAUCUCCAGCCUGAUUACGUACGAUUCCAUCCGGACACUGACGUGAUGUUUAAAGGAAAAUCAGUUUUUGCAAAGAGUUCCACAUUGGUUACUGGCCUAAGGACACGUAAGAAGUACAAAGGAUAUACAACAAAAUCACCUUAUGAUUAUGAUUGCAAAUAAAUUGAAAUAUUAGCUGUAAAAUAUGUAGAAUAAACUAUAGUUUAAGUA